AUGGCUCUGAAAGGAGUCUUCAAGGAACGACUUCUUCAGAUCGUUUCGGUGGCUACACAGGUGGCCAUAUCUCGGCGAGUGCAGAGGUACAAGCUCGCAUUGCGCGGGCGUCAAGACGCCGAAAACAGGCGAACAAGAUCGACCUCGGACCAGUCAACGCCAAUGAUAUGGGGAUGGAGUGUAGACGCAUCGUAGAACGCGUUUUCGUUUGAAGUUGACGUCUUGUUUGAGAGUAGAUGUGACAGAUUUGCGUAGAAUAGGGUAAGAUGUUAUCAUGAACGGAGAUGAAAGGGCUUUUCCAACACGGAGAUGUAGCAUGGAUCAAAGCAUUUGUUGGAUUUCAGCUUUUACAAGCGGACAUCAACGCAGUAGUAUUUUAGCAAGCUUACGAACGCAUAUAGGAUACCAUCAGGAUU
Ectocarpus sp. CCAP 1310/34 is the source of this 416-nucleotide messenger RNA. The record is from the annotation of a GenBank genome assembly. Lineage: Eukaryota; Phaeophyceae; Ectocarpales; Ectocarpaceae.